AUGAUCCUAUUCGCUGCUAUUCGAAUGAAUGCGAUCAAUGGCUACAAUCUCGAGCUACUUCGAGCAGAACUAUUAAUGAGGAUACUCCAACGGCCGUCCAUGGUUAUGAGGGAGUGGUCAGAAAUUAUGAUAAAUGCGAAGAGGAACAAUGAGAGGGAGGUUUAUAACGCUCGUGUGGGGCUGUUUGGGCCAUAUAGAGGAAAGUCUGUUGUGGUUUAA
Messenger RNA from Clonostachys byssicola, 219 nucleotides. The record is from the annotation of a GenBank genome assembly. NCBI's taxonomy places the organism in Eukaryota, Fungi, Ascomycota, Sordariomycetes, Hypocreales, Bionectriaceae.